AUGGUAGUUGAUGGAAUGCCAAAGUCCUACCUCAUAAAACAGUGUCGAAUGGACCUUAACAGUGUCUGCAUAAUCAGGUCUACCUCAGGCAAGGCCCCUGGAGCACCGUACUUAUUUAAAGAAUUACUGAUUCAACAAAUAAAACACAUGGUAUGUACCAAGUAUAAUUUUUCACUGCAUGUAAUGGCUUGGAUAAAGAAGACAUUUUGGGUUUGUUACAGAAGCAAAUUUACCUAGGACUUAUAUUUAAAAUUUCAAACAAAUAGCUUUUAAAAAAUGGGUUUCCAUGAGUAAUGCGAUUCCUUUUCAAUUUAAAACCCACAGAGACAAGCCAAUUUGCUUCAAGAAGGAGAGAAGGCAAAAGUGAAGUUGAGAAGGGAUGGUGCUCGGAUGAGCAGAGUGAGCAAAUUCAUUCUCUUGAGGCGCUCAGUGCUUCAGAGUAAAGAUGAUUUGUUAUCAUCAAAAGGUAAUUAAUAAUAAAACAAUAAAACAUAACCAUCUUCAUUAUUAGACAAAGAAAUCUUUAUUUUCAGUUGUAUUUGUCGAUAAAAAAAAUCAAGCAAGUCAAAUUAUGUGGUUAUGAUUACAACCUAACUUUUAAUAAUUACAAGCAUUUCAUUUCUUUCAUUAAAAACAAGGUACUCACACCAUUGCUGUAGUAAAUGGCCCUCAGAACAGCGGAACAUUGGCCAAUAGUUUAAAGGAACUGUUUAAGGAUGUGAAUGACAUCCAAAAGAAUGUCUCCAUAACAAUUGACGAAACCGAGUGGACAUCGAACUGUUUCUUGGAGGUGAUUACAAGGUAAAUAACCGUGGAAAGUUUGUCUCGGUACCAAACUCAGGUCGCUGGAGAAUUGAAGGCAUAAAUACAUGAACAAAAGUGUUUCUUAUAUCAGACAGGAAGCUCUGAGAUUGUACCCCUACUCUUGCAUUCUGAAAUUAUAUCUAUUUCCUCCUAGUUUCUGCUGUUGGUCAUUGGACUCAACCCUGCUAACUCUACCUAUGCCUGCUUGUGGUUCAAAGUUCAUAAGAAAGACAGGUAUAAUAACUGACACAUUCAUCAAGUUUUUAAAGGAAUACUACCUUCAAGUGAUUUUAAUACUGUUUCACCAAUUACAUAAUAUCACUAUAAAGUACUAUUAUUUAUAAUAAUAAAAUUAUUGACAAUUUAUAUCGUCAAAUUACAUUUGUAUUUGGAACUCUUGAAAUCAGUUUUGAGUUCAAAUUCUCAUCGCUAUGUGGAUACAUUUUCAGAUUCAUUAAAUAUAAUCAUAUAAUCAAAUACAACCAAAUAAUGACAUUCUUUUAACAUGGUGUACGCAUGCCAUAUGUAUGUUUUCCGUACGUAAUGAUAUUUAAGCCCCAUAUACAAUACUAUUAUUUACUUUUUUUUUAAGGGGCGACAUGAGCAAGUCAGAACAGCAUUAUGAAAGUGACCCUCUAAGGAGGACAUUGCAGAAAAAAAAGGAAUUUGCAAGCAAGUCCAAGGGUGAAAACUAUUGUUGUGUACAUGACCUUCUUCUUAACAUCCCACUGGAUCACAUCAUUUUGGAUGAGUUGCAUUUAUUGCUCCGCAUUUCAGAUAUCUUGAUAGAUAACAUUGUACAAGACGCAAUGCAGUGGUAUGAUAAGGAGACUUGA
This is a messenger RNA of Porites lobata, 1640 nucleotides long. The record is from the annotation of a GenBank genome assembly. NCBI's taxonomy places the organism in Eukaryota, Metazoa, Cnidaria, Anthozoa, Scleractinia, Poritidae.